Molecule: messenger RNA, 4005 nt
Organism: Daucus carota subsp. sativus
Lineage: Eukaryota; Viridiplantae; Streptophyta; Magnoliopsida; Apiales; Apiaceae
Product: plant UBX domain-containing protein 8
Exons: 8
Coding region: 75-1628 (517 amino acids)
Cellular component (GO): endoplasmic reticulum
Molecular function (GO): ubiquitin binding
Source: RefSeq, a predicted model, not a curated record
CUUAUAUAUACACAGUUUCUCACUCUGUUUCAUCUCUCUGCACAACUAUCUCUCGUCUCUCUCUCUCUCUCACAAUGGCUAGAGCUGAUGAAGAAGCUAUAGAGACAUUCAUGAGUAUCACUGGCGUGUCUGAGCCUGUUGCCAUUCAAAAACUCGCGGACCAUGCCGGGAAUCUUAACGAGGCUAUUAAUGCUCAUUUUGCUGAGGGGGAUGGAAAUAUCACAAAUGAAGCAUCUGUUGUACCUCAAGAGGAUUUAAUGGACGUAGAUGAUCCAGUCCAACCGGAGAUACAGCGAAAUCCCUUUCCUCUGUUACAAUCUCCUGGACUUAUGAAUCCAUUCUCUCUCUUGGACCGUGAUGUCCGUAGCAGCAUAUUUGAUAGAGUUCCCAGUUUAGUAAGCAGUAUAUUUGACAGAGUUCCCAGUUCAGCAAGUCGAGCACCAUUUGUUUCACAUCCAAGAGAAGUAAGGGAAAUACCAAUCGAGGUUAAGGAUGGUAAUGAACAAUCAAGUCAUUCUGGUCACGCUCCAACCAUUCAAGAUGUUACUGGUACUGCAGAUGAUUAUGGCCCAGAGAUACAUGGGAAUGUUAUAAUUGAUGAAGAAGAUGCCGAAGAUAUUCCUAGAACUCAACGGAUUGCACCAGGUGAUGCAGGAAAUGACAGUAUCAUGGGUGGUUAUCCUGACAUUAUAAAUUCUGGACCAAGUGCUCCUGGAAUAGAUCAUAUACCUGAAUACAGUAACGACAUAGAAGAAGAAAUGAUCCGAGCUGCAAUUGAGGCUUCCAAGCAAGACACUAGAAGUGGUUACACACGUCGAAGUGAGUCCAUGUCUCAGCAAAGCCAGUCUGAGAUUAAUGACCCAGAACUAGCGCAAGCUGUUUCUUUGUCACUGAAGACAGCGGAUCAAGAGAAAGCAUCACGUGGAAUAGGAGAUAAAUUUCGAUCAUCUGAGUUGGGUAUUUCUACAUCAACUGAGGUGGAAGCUCUAGGAAAAUUAACAUCAAGUGGGAGGUUAGAGGCAGAAGGGUCUUCUAUGCGGGAUGAGAGUGACGAGGCUGAAGAUCAGCCACUAGUAAGACACCAGAUUAAUCCCAGUUCUACCUCAGCUGACACCGGGAAAGAGAUCGAUUAUACGAAACCAUCGAAUUCUCAACACAAUAAUACUAGUUCACAGCAAAACAGAAGUGACUCACAUAUGAAUGAGUGGGGAGGCAUUACAUCUUUGGAACAUGACGAAGCUGUUAUGCUUGAGGCUGCACUUUUUGGUGGUGUCCCCCAAGGAAACACAUAUCAUGUACCGUAUGCACCAGGUCAGUCCAGGAACAACGGAGUAGGUGAAACUGAUGGUUCUUAUCCUCGGCGCACACCUCAUCCACCAUCACCUUCUCUCACUGCACAAAGAUUGAUACGUGAACAACAGGAUGAUGAAUAUUUUGCAUCACUGCAAGCUGACCGAGAAAAAGAAUUAAAAGCUAGGGAGGAAGCUGAAAUUCGAAAGUUAGAGGAGCAGGUAGCUGCAGAAUCUGCUCUGAUAGAAGAAAGAAAAAAGGAAGAAGAAUUACAAAGAAAAUUGGAGGAACUUCAGAUUCCAACACUUCCUGCUAUAGAGAUGUUGGAUCCACAAUGAAAUAUGUAAAUUAAUAAAACCAUCUGUAGCAGUACUAUAUGCUACGGACUUGCAAAUUUUGCCAAGAAUCAAAUCAAACGCGAUAAUUUGGCCACCGGGUCAUUGUUAAGGUUGAUAGUGUGUCGUGUUUGCGAGGAGGAAGACUGAUUGGUUUGUUGAACACGUUCUUUUACUUUUGGACAGUAGCUGCGAGUGUCUCCGGAAGGUGAACAGCUCCCUACCUCUGUAUUUCUCUUUGUUUCCUCCUCUAAUUGAUUGCACUCCACCCAUGAACCCUCGUCUGUAAUUUCUCAAGCUCCUCAUCAUUGCUUUGAGGAAUAUCUUAGCCCUUACCAAUAACAUAUCUCCUACCUGAUUGCACAGUUUUCCCUAGUUUCACACUGCAUUACCUAGGUCUUCCAGUUUGUAGUGGCUGCACCCAAGGUCUCCAGUCUCACCAUUCCCCAAUGACACUACAAACCUGCCUGAAUCCUCUACAACUACUCAACAUCCGAACACCAGAAAAGGAAAUAAAAUUAUGGGUUGCUCUAGGACCAAUCAUGACGAUAAUCUCCCUAAUCAUCGAUAUUUCUUCUGAGUUUCAUAGUUUUCAGGUUAGAAAACCUAUGACCGAGUUGAGAGAUACUUUAAUGGACGGCUUCUCCAUUGGUGACAUGGGUGGCUCUGUAGUCCCUCCAUCCCUUUCCUUGUCAUUGUCUUCAUCGAUCAAAAUAUCACUGGGUUCCUUGCUUCUGCAACAGUGAACUAGUGACCACUUAUCAUGGCAACAAAAGCAGAUACCCCAUAUGAACAAGUUGAGACCAUAACACCUUUCUUACUAUAACCCCAUGAUAUUCCAGUUUAAUACUGCCUAGUGACUGCCUUCCUGACGUUUUUACCUUGUUCUUUUAUUCCACCAGUGUCGCCAACUCUAUGGCUUGCUCUAAAUUGAUGGGGGUUUAGGAGUCAUACCUCUUCUCCCACCUUCAAACAUUCAAACCAUUAAUGAACUGUCCCUGCCCUCAGAAAUUCUCUCUAACGGGGCUGCAGUUUCAAUAAAUCACCUCUUGUACUCAGCUGUCAUACUUUUCUGAAUGGCAGCUAACCACUUUUCAUACAGUGAACCACUGUCCGAUGGUCGAAAUUGAUAAAGCAUGACGGUUUUAAAUCAGCCCAUAACCUAAUGGGGUGGCAUUUCUGUUCCCCAUUGGUACCAAUGAAGGGCGUCCCCUUCCAAAGCUAUUUCAACAGUUUCCCACAUCUCGUUGGAACUAUAUUCGUCGACUUCAUCUCGUUGUGGAACUUCAGUUCUUCAUUGCAAUCAAGUUCAUCAUCUGCUCCUGUUAGCAUGAUUUAUAUUCCCUUCUAACUAAAUUUCCAUAGCAUCCAUGUCCUCCCCUUCGACAUUAGCCUGGAGGCUUCUACCAUAUCCCCAUUUAUCCCGAUGCUCAUAUCCUUGUCCUUCCUACCGUCCUCAUUCACUCCAUCCUCAUUUAUCCCGAUGCUCGUAUCCUUUUUCUUCCUACCGGCCUCAUUCACUCCUCCUCAUUUAUCCCAAUGCUCGUAUCCUUGUCCUUCCUACAGUCCUCAAUCACUCCAUCCUCAUUGAUCUCGAUACUCAUAUCCUUGUCCUUGCCAGCAGCAUUACCCUGAUUGUCAAAAACUACCUCGUAAUCAGAACGGUUUUUUUUUGAGUUUGUUAAGGAUUCUCUCCAGGCAAAAGCGUCUCUUACGCAGUUGAAGGAGAAAAUUAAGUCGUCGAAGAGGAAAUAUAAGUCUCUCAAAGAUUAUGAUGCUGUGUUUGACAAACCCAUGGAUAAUGCUGCUGCUAGCAAGGGCAAGGCGGAUAUGAGUAUCGAGAUCAAAGAGGAUGGAAUGAUUGGGAUUGUAGGAAGGACAAGGAUACGAGCACUGGGAUAAAUGAGGAUGGAGUGAAUGAGGCCGGUAGGAAGGAAAAGGAUACGAGCAUCGGGAUAAAUGGGGAUGGAGUGAAUGAGGAUGGUAGGAAGGACAAGGAUACGAGCAUUGGGAUAAAUGGGGAUAUGGUAGAAGUCUCCAGGCUAAUGUCGAAGGGGAGGACAUGGAUGCUAUGGAAUUAGUUAGAAGGGAAUAUAAAUCAUGCUAACAGGAGCAGAUGAUGAGCUUGAUUGCAAUGAAGAACUGAAGUUCCACAACGAGAUGAAGUCGACGAAGGAAGGUAGGAAGGACAAGGAUACGAUCAUCGGUCUUGUAUUUAGCUUGAUCGAAAAUAACUGUUUUCUUCAAAUUCUUUCCCUACUUGUCCACGUGUUUAUGUAGCGUGUCUCUACUCUGUAGCUUACACAUUGAUUCAUAUUAUUUUCCCCUUAGGAACUUGAGAGACAUUUGGCAUCUAAAGAAGCUUCUCUCCCGCAAGAAC